AUGGACACUAAUAAUCAACUUUAUCAAGUCGAACUACAAUUAACAUCAGAUGAUGACCAACAACUACGAUUACUUACUGAUCGGAUACGAGAGGACGCUACUGGUGGUACUGGAUGGCAGAGAUUGGGUAGCUUAUUGCUUAAAAUUGGUCAAUUUAAUAAAGCUGAAGAACUUUAUAAUGUAUUACUCGAACAGACAUCUGAUGAGGAUGAAAAGAAACAUUAUUAUAAUCAGCUGGGAUAUAUCAACGAUGGGCAGGGUGAUUAUGAAAAGGCUAUUUGGUAUUACGAACAAGGACUGCAAACCGAUCAAAAAACUCUUUCUGCAAAUCAUCUAGAUUUAAUUACUUCAUACAACAACAUCGGCAGUGCAUAUGACAGGAUGGGAGAAUAUUCGAAAGCACUGUCAUUUUUCGAAAAAGCACUUGAAAUUGAUCAAAAAACUCUUCCUUCAAAUCAUUCUUAUUUGGGUAGUCUAUAUAACAACAUUGGCAGUGUGAAUGACAAGAUAGGAGACUACUCGAAAGCAAUUUCAUUUUACGAGAAAGCACUUGAAACUAAACAAAAAACUCUUCCAUCAAAUCAUCCUUUAUUGGGUGCUUCAUACAGCAACAUCGGUUUGGUGUAUAAUAAGAUGGGAGAAUACUCGAAAGCGCUUUCAUCACACGAAAAAGCCUAUAAAAUCUUUCGAAAAACUCUUCCUUCAAAUCAUCCUGAUUUGGCUACUUUCUACAACAAUAUCGGUAAUGUAUAUGACAAGAUGGAAGAGUACUUGAAAGCACUUUCAUUUUUCGAAAAAGCAUUUGAAAUUCGACAAAAAGCUCUUUCCUCAGAUCAUCCUUCAUUGGCUACCUCAUACAGCAACAUAGGUUUGGUGUAUAAUAAGAUGGGAGAAUACUCGAAAGCACUUUUAUCUCACCAAAAAGCCUAUAAAAUCUAUCAAAAACUCUUCCUUCAAAUCAUCCUGAUUUGGCUACUUCAUACAACAAUAUCGGUUUGUGUAUACAACAACAUCGGUACUGUGUAUGACAGUAUGGGAAAGUACGCGAGAGCACUUUCAUUUUAUGAAAAAGCACUUGAAAUUGAACAAAAAAUUCUUCCUUCAAAUCAUCCUGAUUUGGCUACCUCUUAUAACAGCAUCGGUGGUGUGUAUGACAACAUGGGAGAGUACUCAAAAGCACUCUUAACUCACCAAAAAGCACUUGAAAUUCGACAAAAAGCUCUUCCUUCCAAUCAUCCUUCAUUAGCUACUUCAUACAACUACAUCGGCUUAGUGUAUGACAGUAUGAGAGAGUACUCAAAAGCACUUUCAUCUUACGAAAAAGCACUUGAAAUCUAUCAAAAAACUCUUCCUUCAAAUCAUCCUGAUUUGGCUACUUCAUACAACAAUAUCGGUACUGUGUAUGACAGAAUGGGAAAGUACGCGAGAGCACUUUCAUUUUACGAGAAAGCACUUGAAAUUGAACAAAAAAUUCUUCCUUCAAAUCAUCCUUCAUUAGCUACUUCAUACAACAAUAUUGGUGGUGUGUAUGAUAGUAUGGGAGAGUACUCGAAAGCACUUUCAUCUCACGAAAAAGCAGUUGAAAUUCGAGAAAAAACUCUUCCUGCAAAUCAUCCUUUAUUGGCUACUUCAUACAACAACAUCGGUUUGGUAUAUCAAAGCAUGGGAGAGUACUCGAAAGCACUUUCAUCUCACGAAAAAGCACUUAAAAUUUGGCAAAAAACUCUUCCCUCGAAUCAUCCUUCAUUGGCUACUUCAUACAACAACAUCGGUACUGUGUAUUACAAUACGAAAGACUAUUCGAAAGCACUGUCAUAUUAUGAACGUGCUUUGGACCUAUUUGAACGUGUAUUACCUCCAACUCAUCCUGAUAUAAAAACUGUGAAAGAGAGUAUUGAAAUUGUAAAAGAAGAAAUUAUAGAGAAUAGUUGA
Molecule: messenger RNA, 1932 nt
Organism: Adineta steineri
Lineage: Eukaryota; Metazoa; Rotifera; Eurotatoria; Adinetida; Adinetidae
Source: the annotation of a GenBank genome assembly